AUGACUUUUGUAAAUCAGGCAUUCUAUCGUCUUAUUCGAAUUGUUUAUUUUCAAAAUAGACAACUUCAAUCUUUAAAACUAUAUACAAUUUUACCAAUUAUAGAGAUAAUCAUAUCAACUAUUUUUUUAUGUGGUUUUAUACCUUUGAAUGGUAUAACAUAUUUACAAAAUGAUCACUUUUGUUAUGCAACGUUCACAAAUAUUCCUUGUAUUCUUUCCAUAGCAUUUGUUAUUUAUAUAGCUCCAUUUUGUUGUUUAUUAUUUAUUUAUAUUCAUAUAACAAGAUUUAUUCAUCGACAAGGUGAUAGUCAAACAUUAAUAAUCCAACUACGACAAGCUCGAGAUUUACUUAUUAUUCGACGUAUUUUAAUUAUUGUUAUUACAUUACUUCUUAUUGGAAUACCUGCAUUGACUCUUAUAUUCAUGUUUAUUGUAACAGGUAAAGAACAUCCAUUAUUAGCUCGAAUUGCAUUUUUUCCAGUUAGCGCAUCUCAAGCAGGAUUGAGUGUAGCAUUACUUUUUUCUAUUCCACAACUGAAAAAUAUUGUUCUAAAUUUACGAACAACAGAGACAAUAGCGCCAGUCAAUCAAGCCGUGCAAGACACACUACAAAUGAGAACGAUUGUCCAUACUCAAUAA
This is a messenger RNA of Adineta steineri, 639 nucleotides long. The record is from the annotation of a GenBank genome assembly. Lineage: Eukaryota; Metazoa; Rotifera; Eurotatoria; Adinetida; Adinetidae.